AUGCAGCUACAUUAUUUGUAUGUUUAUGGAGGUAGAUUAUUAACUGCGGAUAAACCUGAGUUUAAACCUGAGUUUAAACCUGAGUUUGAUACUGGCAUUGACACAAAUGAUAUAUUGUAUUUGGAUGUAUCAGUAAACUUUGAUCCAAAAAAACCAGUAUGGAAUCCAUUAACAGCAGAUAGUCCUGUUGCAUUUCACAGUAUGUCAAUUGGAGGUCAAAAUAACAAUUCAUUAAUAAUAUUUGGUGGCAUGUCAAAUGGGAAUGCACUCCCAGAUUCAUUAUAUAUUUUUGAUACAACAAGCAAGUCAUUAGCUUCUAAAGCAGUUACAACAGAAUGUACUAAUCGUGUGCUACACACCUCAGUCACCAAAUAUGAUUCAAAAGUUUUUAUAUUAGGUGGAUCCUCACCUGUUGUUUCAAAUGAUGAUGUCAGUGAUGUGUUAAAUACGUUAUGUGUGUAUGAUUCAUUAACAAACAUAUUUAAAAUGUCAGCAAUAAGUGUUUUACCAAAUGGAAUUUCUCAUCAUACUUCAACUUUACUAAGUGAUAAUCUCAUUUAUGUUAUUGGUGGUAUUAGUAAUGUGGUGGCUGAUACAGGUCCCCCUCCCCUAUCAGACAUGAAUAUAAUUACUAUUUAUGACACUAAUCUAGAUACUUGGACCUCAAAGACCACUUUAGGUGUUACUCCCUCACCAAGAAGAGGUCAUCGAGCUGUUGGAACAACAGACAAGAAAAUUAUUAUUUAUGGUGGUCGUAAUUUUGAUGCAUCAACUGUUUAUGAUGAUUUGUUAGAACUUGAUACAACUACACUGACAUGGAAAACUAUCCGACCUGUGGGAAUAGCUAAACCACCAGGAUUGUUUGAUCAUACAAUGACAUUGGUUGGAACUAAUAUUAUAAUUACAUAUGGUAAAUAA
Entrophospora sp. SA101 is the source of this 918-nucleotide messenger RNA. Lineage: Eukaryota; Fungi; Glomeromycota; Glomeromycetes; Entrophosporales; Entrophosporaceae. The record is from the annotation of a GenBank genome assembly.